Messenger RNA from Salvia splendens (bonfire salvia), 639 nucleotides. Its product is annotated as receptor kinase-like protein Xa21. The transcript has 2 exons. Gene Ontology annotation, biological process: protein phosphorylation. Gene Ontology annotation, molecular function: protein kinase activity; ATP binding. Lineage: Eukaryota; Viridiplantae; Streptophyta; Magnoliopsida; Lamiales; Lamiaceae. The coding region runs from base 1 to 639 and encodes 212 amino acids. The record is from RefSeq and is a predicted model, not a curated record.
AUGGAUUCCUUUAGCGAGGCGAAUAUGCUUGGGAGAGGAAGCUUUGGUUCUGUAUUUAGAGGGGUGCUUAAAGAUGGACUGAGUAUUGCUGUGAAGGUGUUCAAUUUAGAGUUAAAAGGCGGUAGCAAGAGCUUCGAAGUUGAAAGUAGAAUAUUGAGCAAUAUUCGACACAGAAACUUAUUUCGAGUAAUUGGUUGUUGUACCAACAUGGAAUUCAAAGGGUUGAUUCUUGAAUUCAUGCCGAAUGGAAGCUUAGAGAAAUGGUUAUACUCGGACAACUAUUUUGUAGAUAUUCUACUGUUGUUGAAUAUCUCGAUAGAUGUUGCGUUAGCUCUGGAGUAUCUUCAUCAUGGCUAUACAUUCCCAGUUGUGCAUUGCAAUAUAAAGCCAAGCAAUGUGUUGCUCGAUGAGAACAUGGCUGCUCGUGUUGCUGAUUUUGAUAUUUCGAAGCUUUUUGAGGAAGGGGAGGCUAUGGUUCAAACUAAAACCUUGGAUACUAUUGGUUAUGCAGCACCAGAGUAUGGAUCAGAAGGGAAAGUAUCGACGAGUGCUGAUGUAUACUAUACAGUUUUGGAAUAUUAUUAUUGGAGAUGUUUACAAGAAAGAAGCCUACGGAUGAUAUGUUUGAUGGGGAAAUGA